UUUCCUUGAGGGGGGGUUUAGCUGCUGUCCGGUGUUUAUCGAGGAGGUACCAGCUGCUAGCAAGAUGCACACGGCCAGCGCUCAGUUAAAUGUGCAAGUACCCGCCAGCUAGUCUUUACCUGUACAGGUAGUAAAGCCACUGUCGUUGUUCUAACCGGACACCAGCGGAAAUGGCGGGGAUAAUUAAAAAACAAAUCCUAAAACAUUUGUCUAGGUUUACUAAGAACCUUUCCCCAGACAAGAUCAACCUGAGUACGCUGAAAGGAGAAGGGCAGCUGUCCAACCUGGAGCUGGAUGAGGAAGUCCUACAGAACAUGCUUGAUCUUCCCACUUGGCUGGCUGUCACUCGGGUCUUCUGCAACAAGGCUGCCAUCAGGAUACAAUGGACAAAGCUGAAAACAAGCCCCAUUUGUCUGUUCUUGGAUAAGGUGGAAGUUGAGAUGAGGACUUGUGAAGAGCCGCGUCCUCCCAACGGGCCCUCUCCCAUCGCCAUAACAGCAGGCCAGAGUGAGUACGGCUUUGCUGAGAAAGUGGUGGAGGGCAUGUCCGUCAGGAUCAACACCAUCACCAUAAAGGUGCAGGCUCGAGCCUUCCACGCCUCUUUUGAGCUUUGGCAGCUGCAGGGCAACAGCCUCAACCCCAAGUGGCAACGCAGCGACCUCCGAUACACCCGCAUCACCGACCCCAAGAGAGGAGAGGUGUUGACAUUCAAAGAAAUUAACUGGCAGACACUGCGAAUCGAGGCAGACGCCAUCGAGAGCGAUAAUCAGGACCUCAGUAGCACGCCGCUACGCCUCAUCACCAACCAGGGGCGCAUCCACAUCGCUCUGAAACGCAGAAUAAAGGACUGUAACGUGCUGGCUUCCAAGCUGCUUUUCAUUCUGGAUGACCUGCUGUGGGUGUUGACAGACUCUCAGCUCAAAGCCAUUAUUCAUUAUGCCAAAUCGCUCAGCGAGGCCAUGGAGAGGUCCGCACAGCAGAGGAAAAGCAUGACGGCUGAAUCCUUGCAGACGGCUCCGCCAUCUCCCAGCAUUCAUAGCCAGUGGACAGAACCUGCACCUUCAUCCACAAGCACCACCACCACCAACAACAUAAGUCAAUACUUUGAUCUCCACGAUGUCAAAGAGUCUUCCUACCACACCUUCAUAUCACGCCUGGACUUACACAUAUGCAACGACACGUCUUCACUGGAUGAAGAUGAGCCUCCCCCGCCGGGCCUGCAGGGUGCCAUGCAGCUGACCUUCAGGAAGCUGGGCUUUGACUACUAUCCCAGUCACAGACCUGCUGAUGGAUGUCGACACUGGGAACGCCACAGUGGAGCCAUGGAGGCGCAGGCCCAGUGGACUGCGAGGCUGCUGCAAGAGUACCAGAGAAGAGCUGAGGCCUGUGGGUUUCCUGGACCGCAUGCUGAGGGUCCUCCAUCAGCCAAGGAGUCCCCAGCAAAGACGGCCCAAAAUGGACAGUCCAGUCCCAAGCUGAACUCAUCCGACAAAGACCAGGCAAGCAAGCGAUGCUCAGCGACAGCGACCUUAAAUCCAUCCCUUAAGAGGCUUCGGUCCAGCUGUGUGGUGAUCAGAAUGGACGAUGUGGACAUUCACCAGGUGUCUACAAGGGGCCGUCAGAACAAGAAACCUCAUUCUUUAAUGUCCUGUAACCGGAAAGCUCUGCGUCUGCCUGAUAAGGUACCGGCAGUUCACCUGCAGUUUACUGAGUACUACUUUCCAGACAACUCAGGUGUGCCAGUGCCAACUUCAAGCCUGUACGCCCAGUUAAACGGCCUCCAACUUUGUGUAGACCCAGCCAGCAUGCUGUGGAUCAAUCUGUUCUCCAGAGGUCUUCUGCAUACUUUGGACCAGGUCAAAGCUUUUUACCAUUUGCAAGACAGUGGUAAGCCUGAAGAGCAUGUGGACCUCCGUCUGGAUGCAGCUCAGCUUAAGGUGAUCAUUCCCCUGGAUUCAUCUAUUCUGGACCAUCCAGAGCGUCCGCAGUCCCUCUCUGUUAUCGUACCCCAGAUGGUCCUAAGCAACACCCGCCACUGCCCUCAUGGCUCCAGAUCAGACCUCAGCAGCGCCUGUGAGAAUUUCGCCAGCAGCCCUUUCUUCCAGCCUGAACCUCCUUGUCCAUACCCCAGAGAUCUGAAUACUUUCCAUCCCAUUCCUUCCACGUUCCUUCAGCACUCCCAGGAAGCAGAACCCCAGCAGAACAUGAAGCAGCUACGCUCUCAGGAUGUCUGGGGUCUGAGCAUGUCCCGUGUUACUCUAGGCUUUGAUGGAGCGAGGAGAUUCCCCAAAGGAAGAACCCAACCUUUUAUCGAGCCCUUUGCCAUGUCUGUGUGGAUGUGUCAGCCGGGUCAACGCAGAGGUGAAACGCUGCCUCCCGCCCAUAGUCCCGAUGGAGCCAACCACAACUUCUCAGAACAGGAACCUCAUCGACACGAAGCUUCUCUCGCCUCUUUUCACUUCCUGGCCCACACCAUCACCCCGCUGAAGAUGUGGCUCAAUCACUAUCAGUAUGUCGCCCUGCUGAGGAUGAAGGACGCCAUGGCCCGGCUGGGUGCCGAGCUGAGCCAGGAUCUGCGAGGCAUUAAACAGGCUUGUGGUAAGAAGACAAAAGCACCCACGGUUUGUCUGGCUCUGCUAGUGGACUCUGUGGAGUUGGGUCUGCUUUUGCCACCAGCUUCAUCUGAGCCAGAAGAAGAGAUCCCUCACUCCCCAGAAACAGACAGUCCCAGCAUAUCAGACUCGGACCUCUCGCCAGCCCACUUCUCUGUUGACGUGGUCCUGGAGGACGGCGGGUUAGAAAACGGCCUCUCCUCCAUCACUACAGCUGUCACAGUGAUUGAUGAACAAGAUGGCAUGGUGGAGGUGGCGUAUGAGGCUGUGGAGGAGGAGCUGGUAAGCAAAGUGACAGCAAAGGAGGACACCAGCGGGCUCUCGCCUCCCCUCUCACCUGGAGCCUCUCCUGUCAUCUCCAGAGAACCUUCAACCUUCAGCCUGGAGGGAGAGCUGUCCAGUGCAAUCACUGUCACCAAGGACGUCACCAAAGAUGCCAUUAGUGCCUCUCUGGACCUGACCAAGGGGGCGUUCUCCAUAACAAAAGACGCAUUCAGCAUGCUGAGCCGUGGUUCAGGCAUGAGCAAACUGUUCAGUGCCCAGACCAGGGAACUGAUUCAGCAUUCAGAAGAAUCCUAUCUUUCUACACCCCCCCACACCAUCAGCCAGUUACAUUCCCAGCAAUCCUUCGACAGCGCCAUCUUGGAUGGCAGCCUGCCUGAUGAAAAUCUGUCUGUUGGUAGUGAUUUCAGCGACAACUUUGAGGUUCUCAUGGACUCAGAAUCAGGAAUAGAGUCCUCACGUCCCAACAACACGCCUGCAGGCAGCCGAGGCAGCCCAGCGCCGGGAACGGAGGGAGGCUCAUCAGCUGAUCUGAGCAGCUCCCCCUCCCAGAGUACGGAGGACGUGUUCCAGGACAUGUCCUCAGUGUUGCUGCUGGUUCUGAGUGGAACAGCUUGUACCCUGGAGCUUCACGGAGAGGACCAGCUAGUGGCUGUUCAGGCUCAGAGUCUGACCCCCGUGCAGAUGGGUAACGUCAGGCAGGCCGAUGUUCUGGCUGGUCUCGCACAAGCUCCUGGGGACCGGGUCUUUGUCAAGGACCUGCAGCGGAACAGGGACUCUCCAGCGUUUCUCAUGCGAGCAGAAGCGGGUCCGUCUGCUGCUCGGCGCUCUGCUCUGGCCGAGUCGUCUGGGUUCCUGGAUGCAAGAGUUCAGGACUGCCAGGUGGAGUUAUUAGCCUCAACGGUGGCCAGCAUCAGUCCGUUCCUAGAGGAUGAGUUCAGCGUGGAUGGCCAGCCAAUGAGGCUGCACUUACAAAACGUCACCAUCACCUUGAAGGAUGACGGUCCCAGAAUCUACCCCACAGCUCCUCAACCGGUCCCAGCUAAGUUUGUUAUCGACCAGCUGCUCCUUGAGCGAAGUGAUGAUGGCCUAAUGAGGGUCAAAACUGACCUUCAACCCUCAGCAGAUGUUCCUGUGGUGGAACAUGUGUCUGGUUCGGCUGGUUGCAACAGCUUCAGCCCAGUCCAACACCUCAGUGAGAUCCCGACUCUGGAUUCACAGCUCUACAAGGUGCAGGCCGCCCUGACUCAGGCCCUCAGAGACAAAGAGCGCCUCCUUCUGGAAGUCAGGCGGUACGACCCCUCGUUUACCCUCUGAUCCCCUCUGGUUAGUCGUGGGGAGAACGUCGGCUCCUUCAGACCAUCUCUGGACAACAGAUGCAAGGAAAUGGAAGAUGAACCCAAACGGUCUCUUCCAGCUUGUCCACACAGCUCCUGUAGGUACAUUAAUGGUAGUUUUAUUUUUCUUUACUUCUGAAUGUCAGACUAAAUAUUCUCAAACAGUUUUAUAUCUGGUAAAGAUCAGUGUGCACUGCAGUGUCUUUGUGUGGUUUCAGUGUAAAACUCAGCAUGCCAAAUGAACAAGCUUUAAUUCUCUCCACUUAGUUAUUUGUGUCACUGCUAGACAGCUGCUAGCCCAUCAGGCACAGAGCGCAACGAUCAGAGUUAAGAUGUAGCAGAGUAUUUUAGUUUGCUUUAUUCUGACUGGUCUUCGUGUGUCAAUGCAGUUUAUCUGUACAGAGUAAAAAAAAGCACGUUUUAUUUAUUUUUUUUCAUGUAUUAGCAGGUCAGGUGUUUUGUGAAAGGUAGAGAAAAAAUGCACUUUUUUUUAUUCAUGAAGAACCUGAAAGAGUCAGUUUCGUUUGUUGCUUCAUCGCCAGGUGGAGUAGUUCUCACUUCCUCACAAAGCAGGUGAAUUAUCUCCUGGAUGUGUUAUCUGAUGACUCGUGAAUCAUUUGUGUUUAUUUUAAUGCUGUGAAACAAUCUGCUCUGUGGAGGAAACAUCCUGUAAACACAACGCCGCUGAAGAGGUUUCAGAUGAAACUUCUUCCUCUGGGUCUCCAUAAUGUGACUUUUGUAGCUUACCAGGAAACGACGAUAGUGUUUUAACUGUUUCUCUUUGUUUCACUUGUGCGUGCGUGUGUUUAAAUGUUUGUUUACUAAAUCAGAUUUACUAUCAUGAGUUGAAACCAUAUCAGUCAUUUUAAAAAGAGAAAGAGAAAAUGUUAGAUUUAACCCAGUUACAGAAAAGCAGACUUCCUGUUUGCUCUGACAUCAUGUUUUUCACUGUCAGCUGUUUCGAUUUAAACAGUGACGGAUUCAUCAAAAAAGUUGGAUAGGAAAGAUUAAUCCUACAAGUGUCAUGUUGUUGAAUCGGGUUUAUAUAAGAACUACUUUAUGUUAAAUGUUUGAAGAUGUUUAGUUGUAAAAAAACAAACAAAAAAAAAACCAUAAAGGUAACAGGAGACACCUGCUGGCAGGAACCUGCCAGUUAUUUUCUGCUGAGUCUCAGAAGGUAGAAAUAAUAAAUUAGCAUAAAAAAGACGAUUGUAAUUAUUUUAGCAACAUGACACCUUCACCUAAAGCACGUAGAAUAAUAGGAGACACUGUUGUUUAAAUGCAGGGUAUCUGCAGGUUUAAGGGAGCCAAAUUUAAGACUUUUUAAGACCUUUUUUAAGGCCACUUUGACCAAAUUUAAGCUUUUUUUUCAAUUAAAUUUAAGCUAUAAUUUCCAGCUAUUGCCUGGAAACGGUGCUAACCACGUUGCGUAUGUGGGAUUAGCCAUCUAGUUACCAUUAAACUUUUUUUUUCUUGGUGAACAUCAAUCACGUUACAUUGUAACAACAACCAAAACUCAACAAAAACAAAAAGAACAAUUCAGUAGAUAAACCAAAACCUUAUAACUAGACCAUUAGAAAUAUUCUAAUCAGUAGAAACAACCGGAUUUAUAAGAUUAACAAGACACGAUAAAGAAGUAAAAAUAAAAUAAAUACAAUAUUAAUAUUAAUACUACUAAUAACACAAUAAUAAUAAUACAUAUUUAAAGACAGAGGACCUUAGUUCACAGGAUCUUCACUAAAUGUGACAAGUGUAACAGCCUGUACAGUCUUUAGCUUUUUAAGAGAUUUACAAAAUAGCAGUUACCAUUAAACUUGCACUUCCCCAUGGCGCAAGCUCCCACUAGCUUAACCAGCUAAUGUGCUCAUCUAAAAAUAGCCCCCUUUCACAACCAACUGAAUGUGUAUGGUUCCGCUUAUGCAAAUGUCAUACACAAAAAAUGUUGAACACAAACUAGAAAUUCACAAAAAUUUCAUAGAAAUAAGUCUUGUUUAUUGGGUCUUUGGUGAUUUAAGACCUUUGGAAACUGUAUUUAAGGAUUAUUUGUCAUUUUUAAGGAUUUUUAAGGCCUUAACUUUGGAAAAGCUAAUUUAAGACUUUAGGACCCGCAGAUACCCUGUAAAUGAUAAGUUCAUUCCUGUGUGUUGUACAUAAACCGUCAGCUGCAUGCAAACUCCAAAUCUCUCCCAUAUGAGUGUAACCUAGAAGAGAGGCUGCCCGUUUACCUCGGUAUCUCUCGACUGGCUGCUGGUGUUUCUCUUCCUGCAUGGCCUUAAUAAGACAGACGUGUAAAUGUGCCACGCUGUAUCCAUGUAGCUCUAACGUUCCCUCUGUGUAAUGUAGCAUCUCUAUUCCUGACAAACCGGUGCUUCACAUUAGAUUUCUCCAUAACCUGCCACACUAGACCUCCUGUGCAAUCAGAGGCAAGUCAGGGGUUUCCAUGAUGAUGUGAUCGAACCCACUGAGCCAUGCACACUUGAAACAAAUGCAUGAACAGAGAGUAAAGAGCCACUGCACAGUGUUCUCUGUGCUUCAGAUGCACGAGGUGACGAUGUCAUCGAUGACUCCUGGAGGCCAGUUCACUGGAACUUGCACUUGUUUUACUGUAAAUCACUUUAGAUGAAUGCAGAAGUCUUGGUGAGAUAUUUAGUAGUGCAGAGAAUCUGGACAGUAUUGUUUUCUUUUGUCGGCUGUGUAACUUUGAAUUUUGUAUUCAUCACUUCAUUAAGACUAAAACUGGUUCUGUGAACCAAAGCUAGUAAAUAAAAGAAAUCCAUGAAUUGGAACACA
Messenger RNA from Nothobranchius furzeri (turquoise killifish), 7021 nucleotides. It is a transcript of the gene bltp3a, whose product is annotated as bridge-like lipid transfer protein family member 3A. The record is from RefSeq and is a predicted model, not a curated record. Lineage: Eukaryota; Metazoa; Chordata; Actinopteri; Cyprinodontiformes; Nothobranchiidae.